Diaporthe amygdali is the source of this 690-nucleotide messenger RNA. Its product is annotated as rwd domain protein. The record is from RefSeq and is a predicted model, not a curated record. NCBI's taxonomy places the organism in Eukaryota, Fungi, Ascomycota, Sordariomycetes, Diaporthales, Diaporthaceae. Gene Ontology annotation, biological process: cytoplasmic translation. Bases 1 to 690 code for a protein of 229 amino acids. Gene Ontology annotation, molecular function: protein binding. The transcript is spliced from 2 exons.
AUGGGCCGUGAAGAGCAAAUAGAAGAGCGCGAGGUGCUGGAUUCGAUCUUCCCGGAUGAAAUCACAGACAUUUCUGAGACAGAGUAUCGAAUAGCAAUAACGCUCGACAUCCCCGACGACGAAGAAAAUGAGCAGCCGGUGAUUGCGCUCACAGUACGCUAUCCCGAGGAUUACCCGGACAAAGCCCCGUACCUCGACCUCUCCGCCGACGACGGCGAGAACAAGCACCCUUUCUUCAACAUUGCAGAGGCUAAGGAUGAGCUUCUCAAGAGUCUGGAGCCAGUAAUUGAGGAAAACAUCGGUAUGGCGAUGGUGUUUACACUUGUUACGACAUUGAAGGAGGAAGCAGAGCAGGUGGCCAUACGGGCGAGAGAGGCCGAGGCGAAGGUGCACGAGGAGGCGGCUCAGGAGGCAGAGCGGAAGGAAAAUGAGAAGUUCCAGGGAGCUGCAGUGACGAGGGAGUCGUUCCUCAAGUGGAGGGAGGGCUUCUUGAAGGAGAUGGAAGAGCAGAGGCAAAAGGAGGAAGACGACAGAUUGGCCGAGAUGAAGAAGGCUAGGAUAAAAGAACCUACUAGGAUGUCAGGGAGGCAGCUCUGGGAGAGCGGUCUCGCAAAGGGUGAGGAGAUUGAGGACGGAGACGAUGAUGCGACCGCAGAGGAUCUGGCGAAGCUCAAAGUAUCAGCUUCAUGA